CUUAAACUUGAAACCAUAGCGACCAAAAAUUCUCCUCUCUCUCAAUUCAUACAAAAAAAAAAAAAAAAAUCCUUUUUCUUCCAUCUUCUUCGAUUCGAUUGAUUUUUCGUCUGUAAAAAGAUGGCUUUCGUAAUAAGGCAUCAACAAAGUGGUGGUAGAAUGUAUUAUUGUUAUCAAUGUGAACGUACAAUUUCAAUUUCAGUAACAGCGUCUGAUUUGGUUUGCCCUAAUUGUAAUGGUGAGUUUAUUGAAGAAGUCGAAAACCCUAACCCUAAUCCAAGCCCUUUCUUGUCAUUCUCUGAAACUACUCAUCCUCUUGGUGGUGGUGGCGCUGGUGGUGGGUUUCCUAACCCGUUUGCUGGUAUUCCGCUAUUCUCAUCUGCUUCUACAACUUCUUCAAUGGAGUUUCAAAACCCUAUGAAUCUAUUUACUAUGCUUGAACAACCUAUGGAUGCAAGGAUCCCAACUCAGAAUCAAACCCAGAAUCAAACUCAGAAUCAAAACCGAUCGUCUUCUCAAAGUGGUGGUGGGUCUAAUGAUCCAGAUGUUUUUAAUCCUCUUAUGUUUUUUCAGAAUUAUAUUAAUAGUAUGGCUGGUGGUGGUGCCAAUAUUCAGUUUGUGAUUGAGAAUAAUCCUAUGGAUGGUGAGCUUGGUGGUGGUGGUGAUGGAGGGUUUGGUCUGCCAUCGAAUUUAGGGGAUUAUUUCUUGGGUCCUGGGCUUGAACAAUUGAUUCAACAGUUAGCAGAAAACGAUCCCAAUAGGUAUGGAACACCACCUGCUGCCAAGACAGCAAUUGAGAAAUUACCAACUGUGAAUAUCACUGAGGAAAUACUAUCAUCUGAUUCUUCUCAGUGUGCUGUGUGUAAAGAUGAGUUUGAAUUAGGGUCUGUUACUAAACAGAUGCCCUGUAAGCAUAUCUAUCAUCCUGAUUGUAUCCUGCCUUGGCUGGAGUUGCAUAAUUCUUGCCCUGUUUGUCGAUAUGAAUUGCCAACUGAUGAUCCAGAUUAUGAGCAGCGAAGUCGAGAAACUGCAGAGAAUCCUUCACGGGGUGGAGGGACUGGUUCUGGUGAUGCAGUGCCUAAUACCCCUAGAACAACUGAGAGGAGGUUUAGGAUUUCACUUCCUUGGCCACUAUUUGAACAGACACCAAGGGCAGGGACAAGUGGCAGUGGGGUUGACAAUACCAGCAACAACAACAACAAUGAUGGCAGUAGGAACCCGGGUAAUCAGGGAAGUGGGGAUGUUCAACCCAGCUUUGAAGAAUUGGAUUGAGGAUUUUAGUUUUGUUUUGUAGGAGAAGCUGAAUUUAUGGCACUCACUGGCGGAGUCAGGUGUCUUGCCAGCUUCUUUAUGCUUGGUGAACUUGAGAACAGGUUUUUCAGUUGUAGUUGCGGUACACACAAACCGUUUCUCUUCAUGUCUGUAAGUGGAUGAACAACAUGUAAGGAAAGGGUUAAUAUACACAGUUAAAUAUUGCGGUAGUUCAAAGUAGAGUUUAUGUUUCAACCAUCUGCGGAGUUUCUUUUGUAAUUUCAGCAUUCGUUAUGAAUGACGCUUUUUUUAGCCAUAUGCAUUUGUAUCGUUAUUGUUCAUAGCCAUCAAAUCGUAAAAUGUUUUCAGUUUGUGCUAUGAGCUUUCUUUCUCUAAUUUCGUUGGGUUUCUAUGAAA
Molecule: messenger RNA, 1668 nt
Organism: Papaver somniferum (opium poppy)
Lineage: Eukaryota; Viridiplantae; Streptophyta; Magnoliopsida; Ranunculales; Papaveraceae
Product: E3 ubiquitin-protein ligase RING1-like
Exons: 2
Coding region: 121-1272 (383 amino acids)
Biological process (GO): protein ubiquitination
Cellular component (GO): cytoplasm
Molecular function (GO): ubiquitin protein ligase activity
Source: RefSeq, a predicted model, not a curated record